UCCCCAGAUACAUGACAUUCUUAUACAGGGACUUGUAUAUGUGCACCUUGGGUACAUGCAUAUGUGCACAUUCUCCAAUUAAAAAGGUAUUUCAGUUCUUGGAAAUAUACAGAUGCCAGUAAUUGUGAAAGUAGUGAACGCCCAUUUGAUAUUUUCUCACACGGUGGUGAACCAUUUCCAGCAGUUACAUCAUGUUUGUCUGCCCUGCUCGACUGCCUUCGUUAUCAACAACUGGCUUAUCUGACGUCAUCAGAGUUCUAGGAAUAUUGCUGUUCCACCUACUGGUUCCAGAUCAGCUAACGAAACACAAAUACUGUGACUGUGUGGCUACUCUGCAAUAAAUUAAAGGGGACCCGGGUCAGUUUUGGUACGCGAAUGCGCGCACGUCCGAAUGUGUGGAGGGAGUGCACGUGUUCCAUUGACAGUCUUAUGCAAGCCACCCUGCACACAGGCAAGAUGUCCGAAGCUGCUGCUGUAUCAGAGAAUAACGGACUAAAUGGGUCCUGGGUGGAGUUGGAGAUGAACAGAGCUGCGGCCACGACUGCAGCGGGGUUGCCCCAGUCUGCCUCUGCCAUAGGCCAGGCCUUGUGGCUGCUCCCCCUGCCUCAGGUGGAGGAGGAGGUGGAGGCCAUGGUGGGGGGACUGGAGCACGUGCCCUCCUCAUCCUCCAUCCAUAAUGGAGACAUGGAGAGGAUUCUACUGGAUGCUCAGCAUGAGUCCAGCCACAGCAACUCUUCCUGUGACAGUCCUCCCCGGCCUCAUAGUCCCCAGGAGGAUGAUCAUGAUGGACAGAUCAUAUUUGAUGUGGACGUGAGCAGCAGAAGAGACAGCCAAUCAGAGGAGGAGGCCCUGGAGAAGGAGAGGGACAUGGAUAUCCUCAUGAAGGACUCUGACUGGGUAGCAGACUGGUCCAGUCGGCCCGAGAACAUUCCUCCUAAGGAGUUCCAUUUCCGCCACCCCCGGCGUUCAGAUACACUCAGCAUGAGAAAUACAGGGGCGAUGAAGAAAGGAGGUGUCUUCUCUUCAGAGUUCCUCAAAGUGUUCAUCCCCUCGCUGUUACUGUCACACAUCCUGGUUCUGGGGCUGGGGGUGUACAUUGGGAAGAGGUUGACCACGCCCCCUACAAGCUCUUUCUGAGCGGGAAACUGAAAAAGUGCCUGACUAAUGGCUGUAAUUUUUUGGGGGGGGAAAUGUUGCUGUUUUACGAAGAAUGCCCAUCUCUCCUCAAACUUUCUUUCUCUCCGUUACCCCUCUUUCUCUCUCUCUCUGUGCUUUUUCCCACCUGUCAAAGCAUUUCCUCUUCCUGUAUCCUGCGCAGACCUGAGAUGUGCUGUUCUCAGGACAGAUGCGUUGCCCUUUCUCUUAUUUUACUCCCUGCCCCCCUUUCUAUCAGUCAUUUUCUGACUGCUUCCAGAGUAAGGCCAUAUUCCCUUUUGCUCCGGUUUGGGUGGGUAUUUUGGGAAGCGGCAAAGCGUAAAACCAAACCUAACUCUUCUACACACUAGCUCCAGCACUCUGUAAUUGCCCGGUUGUACGAGAGAGUCUGCCCUACAGAUUUUGAAGAUAGAAGUACCCCAAGAUCGUGCCACCUACAACAGUGGUUGGGUGUAACUCUCAAACCCUGAAAAGGUCCAACCAAAUUCAGAAAAAAGAAGCUAACCUGAAAAUGUGAGCAUGCCUUUGAAAGUAAUCAUUUUGUUCAGAAGUAGAAACACAAUUUACUAUAGUUGUUAUGGUAUUUUCGUAUAAAUGUAUUUUACCACAAGUGGUGUAUUGAUAAUGAAGCCUGGGUUUUGAUUAUGAAGGGUGUUACCAUAGUGGCCAUCUCAAACCCACAACCACCUGAUGCUGUGCACUGGAGGGAAUCUGCUUGGCCUGCCAGAUGAGAUGUCUACAAGACCUAUGGUAUCAGGAAUAUAUCUACACCUUGAUGGAAAAUAUCAUAUUACACAUGUAUCCAGUUGUUAAUCAUUAUAAAAAUGUAUGUCAUUUCAAAUGCAUUUGAAACUAUUUUCAAAACUGACAUGAAUGACUGGAAAAUGAUGGAUAUAUUCCUCCUAUUAAAUGUAAACUGACACAGUUGUUUUGUGGGUGGAAGUUGGGUAGCCACACUGAGGUGAUGUGUUUGUUCUGGUGUGUGUCAUUCUCUUGUUUGUCUGUUUUGAGUUCUCUACAACAUAUCAUGGACAUAGUUAUUUAGGCCUGGUUCACUGGGUAGACCUCUGAUAUGCCUGCACAACUGUGACAGGUCAACUUCCCACCUUACACACCUGUACAACAUACAUGCAUACACUUAAGAACAAGCUCAUGUGGGUUGUUAGUCCAGCUGGAGAGAGAUAAACCCUGAUGUUUCACCACACUGAUAACAGGAGCUGGAAUGGAGUCCAGAUGCAGAAUAGUUUGAGAGGCACAACCCCAUGUCCAAACUUAAGCAUGCUCUGACUGUCACGGCGACCUAUGUCACAGUGCUCCAAGAUGGACAGCAGUAUUUCAAAGUUGACACAAUGUGCUGUUUGUACUAACUCCACCAUUGGACCUUGCUGAGAUCAACCUCUUGUAUACAGUAUCUUAUUUUUAUCUCCCUCUACACAACUGCCAAAAGGAACUGAGGUCCACCUUGAAACUCAACUGUUCUCAGUAACCACGUGCCUCACCUCUGUUCCCAAGCCUCCAUUGUGGUUCUGUUGGUCUCACUGCCUGUGAUCAGACAUUGAGAGGCUACUCUAUGGCAUGUUUUUGGGGUGUUUUUUCUCUCAAUGAGUUUUAUUGUCUGUAUUGUUAUGACAUUGGAGUCUGAACAGACAGAGCAUGAGGUAUAGCUAUGAUGAGACGGAACUACAGGGAUUUAAUGAAGAUUAUGUUUUCAGUCUAAAAUGAGGAUGUUAGAUAGACACCUUGCAAGGCCCAAAGUGAAAAGGAAAAGGAAUGUGUAGAAAUGGUUCCCCUCAGACUGCUAUGGUAACAAUAGUUAUUAUCAUACACAUCCUUUUGAUUUCAUUUGAUGUUUUUUCUCCUCAUUGGAAAAUGUAAAAAUGAUUUGUCAAUAAAAUUCCCUGAAUCAA
Molecule: messenger RNA, 3062 nt
Organism: Salvelinus fontinalis (brook trout)
Lineage: Eukaryota; Metazoa; Chordata; Actinopteri; Salmoniformes; Salmonidae
Product: BCL2/adenovirus E1B 19 kDa protein-interacting protein 3-like
Exons: 6
Coding region: 376-1137 (253 amino acids)
Biological process (GO): positive regulation of apoptotic process; defense response to virus; mitochondrial outer membrane permeabilization
Cellular component (GO): mitochondrial outer membrane; nucleus; mitochondrial envelope
Source: RefSeq, a predicted model, not a curated record